This is a messenger RNA of Leptidea sinapis, 6180 nucleotides long. It is a transcript of the gene Reps, whose product is annotated as ralBP1-associated Eps domain-containing protein 1. The coding region runs from base 169 to 2292 and encodes 707 amino acids. Gene Ontology annotation, cellular component: plasma membrane; cytoplasm. NCBI's taxonomy places the organism in Eukaryota, Metazoa, Arthropoda, Insecta, Lepidoptera, Pieridae. Gene Ontology annotation, molecular function: calcium ion binding; protein binding. The transcript is spliced from 5 exons. The record is from RefSeq and is a predicted model, not a curated record. Gene Ontology annotation, biological process: endocytosis; endosomal transport.
GAAACGACUUCGUGUUCGUGUAGAAUUUUGGCAGAAGUAAACCUAUUUUCUUUUCAUCUAAUAAUUAAUAAUAUGGUUUUUAUUAACAGAUAAUGGUUUUUGAUAAGUUGCCGUCGGUGAUUUGUAUAGCUUUAUAGUAUUUAAGUGAAAAUUUACCUAGUUUUAAAAAUGGAGGACCUCAAUUUGACAGAAACCGAAAUGAGAUAUUUCGGUGAUUUGUUUUUAUGUUGCGAUGAAGAAUCAAACGGGAAAAUCCCGAUUUUAAAAGCUACUGAGCUUUUCAGAUCAUCAAACAUACAUAACGAUGUAUUAAAACAGAUUCUGGACAUUAGCGUAGCACCGAACAACUCUACAUUGCUUAGUCAUAUGAAUAGAAAACAGUUUUAUUCAGCUUUAAAACUUAUAGCAGCUCAUCAAACAAAUAAGACCUUGAAACCAGAAAUUUUGAUAACACCACUUGAUCUGCCUCUUCCAAGGUUUACAUGGACACUGAAUUCGGAUACAAACUCCGAUUUGAUACAACUGUCAAACUCGCCAAAAGAGCAACAUAUUGUUAAACGAGAGCGAAGCUAUCCUGAACGGCCUCUAGGAGCUUAUGAGCCAAUAACUGUUUCAUCCAACUUGUCUGAUAGUGAUGUUAAUCCAACUCUGACACAUGAUGCCACAGAAGUAUUGAGUACGGAUUCAGAAAUUGAAUCGGAGACCAUGUCACAAAGAUCAGGAUCUAUUGGAAGACGAGUAAAAAGUGGUUCACCAUGGAGUACAGCUAGUGAGAGUCCAACUCCGACCAACAGUGUUGCAGAGAGAGUUCACCCGGUUUGGGAGCACAGUGCUACAGGCAGGGGGGUCUGGCCUGUAAAUACUACAGAAGAACAUACUAGACUACUUGGUACCGAAGAGGAGUCUUCAGACCGGCACUCGUCGGAGGAAGACGGUGAAGGGGAGGGGCAUGACGUGUUCGCCAUCACGGAAGCCCAGGCACGUCACUAUGCAUCUCAGUUCGCUCAGCUCCGACCCGAGAGAGGCCUGCUCUCCGGACAAACCGCUAGGAUGUUUUUCGAGAAAUCUCGCCUCUCCGUGCCCGAUCUGAGAAAAAUCUGGCAACUGGCUGACAUCACCAAAGACGGCAUGCUUACUCUGGAAGAAUUUAGCAUAGCAAUGCAUCUUAUAAUACUUCGGAGAAAUAACAUUCCAGUACCCGAAAUGUUGCCAGCCUGUUUACUACCUAAAGUGGAUUCGCAUUUCGCCCAAAAAUCUGUGACGACUGAUUUAGUUGAUAUAGGAUCCGACAUGUUCAAUUCUGGCACAUCAGCUGAUUUUAAUUUCGCACCUAAACCAGAAGUGAACGAUCCGUACGAAAGUAAACCUUUAAAGAAGUCGGAGGAAAGGCAACCGUCACUCAGCCCGCCGAAACCUGAACAACAAGCCAACAAUAAAGAGUGGACUAAAUUCGUUGAUUCCCCAACGUCGAGCGUUUCGAGUCCAGGUCCAAAACCGGUCAAUUUCGAUUUCCAUAAAUCCGCGCUCGAUAAAGAUCCUAAAAUUUUCCAUCCUGUAGCACUAAGGGUUACACCAGACGGCAAUACAUUACCGCACGACGGCGACUUGCGGUCCAGUACCUCUCCGCGUCGCGACGAAUUCUCGCAUGCGUUCGAACUGACGAGCCCUAAACGUGUUCCACAACCGAACGAUCAACCCAACGGUAGUGAAAUAAAGUCAAUUCAACGACCGCAGCCAAAGAAACCGGUGAAGAGUGCCGGAGUUCUCCCUCCUCCACCCGCCAGGGAGCCAUCAGUUCACGCAGAUGAUGGUCCACAGUCCCUACAAUAUGCACCGAAAAAGGAACCUCCUCCGCCGCCUCCUCCAAGGCCACUUCGUAACCACACACGCUCUAGUUCCCUCGACUUAAAUAGAUUCAAAGGUGCUGCGCCUCCUCCCCAACCUCCGCCCAGAAUGUCACCAUCGGCGACAUCUCCGCAAUCCAAGCGUCUUAUCAACCAGAGAAGCGAAGGUGAGCCCGCGUUUCCUCCCGACGCGUUCACGCCGCGAGAGUACGACGGGGAAGGUUUCGGUUAUAACAGAGAAGACGCUCCGAAAAUGCACGGCGCGUUCGAGGUGUACAGGAAGCCAUCGCGAGAGUCGUCCGAAUCAGACCCGGACGUCAAAUCGCUGCAGGAUCAGAACGCGGUGUUGCACCGUGUGUGUCGCGCCUUAUGCGCCGAACUCGCGGACGUGCAGCGAGAGCGCGAGACGUUGCGGGUGCAACUCGACUCGCAUUCCACACCCGUCUAGUCUUACAUCUUUGCACGGCCUAUCUUUUAGAUCGACACUGACUUACAUCCCAGUGUAACAAAUUAAUUAUAAUAAUAUAAGCGUCGUUAUAGAAACGAUCCAUCUGCGCCUUAUACUCGAGUAAUUGACAUACAAAAAACCUAAUUCAAAACAACCUAAACAUUGCAACUGAAAAAAAAAAGUUCGUUUGCAUACUUUUCCUUUUACUAAGUGUCAUGGCGACACCGUUAAGAUUUGACCGGAGUGAGACUGUUGAUUUGAUUUUUUGUACUACUUGACUUUGAAUUACAAAGAUUUUGUCAAAGCCCUUGGCAAGUCGCCACGUGCCACAACAAUUUAAUGAAUUUUUUUGUAUGAGUAAAACGUGAUUUGCAACGAGUUAACAAACAGUUAUCUUUUUCUACAGUUUUUAUUCUAUGAAAAUCUGUAAUGAAAUGUAUUUUUUUCUAAAUUCUGGCUUUGUAAUGGAGACAUCCAAAUGUUUUGAGCUGUCUUUAGUAUUAAUUCCGCAAAUAUUUGUCGUAGUCUCGUGCAAGAGUUCGACGAGUCAACAUGUCCUGAGAAUGCCUCAUGUAGAGGCGAAACACGUGUCGAAUUAAGAAUAAAGAAUACCCAAAACAUUUGCAUAAUUAUGGAUUUCCUCGAAGUAACGCCUAGUUCGUCUUAGCAUUCAACAUCCCGGGGAAACAAUUUAGUAUUUAUUUUCUAAAGUAUCAUAGCAGACCACUAAUUAUUAAUUAAAACUAUUGCACAUAAUAUGAGUUAUGUAUAAAUAAUAAUAAAUUAGUCAUUCAUCUAUUUUAAAACCAGCCAGUUCAGAGAGAUCUAGAAGUUAGGCAAUAUAUUCUACAUAUGAAUGAGUGUAAAGCUAUUCAAUGUUUUAUCUCUUUUUUUCUUGAUUUUAUCUAAAUAAGGACUGAGAGAGAAAAAACACAUGAUUAGAUCAUUAAUUGAGAGCCUUAUAAUAUUUUAAUUAUCCCUCAUGUAUAGAUAUUGAUGUUCCAUAUGUUUAGGUAAUCUCAUAUUAUUCAUUUAUAUUAAGUUUAUUAUUUAUAUCAUGAGAUAAAAGCUUUAUAACUGUUAAAUGAGCCAAAAGAUUUAUAUUUUAUUCUGUAAUACUGAAAAUAACGAUUUUCAACUAAUGUUAAUUUUUGUUUUUUUUUAUUGGGUGUUUUUGAUAUAUUUGUACAAUUGCUGUAGUGAUGAACAGCCAACUGAUCUAGAACUACCCUCGUAUAAGUUUUUUUUUAUUUAUAAUCGGAUCGUCUAUGGUCUGUAUAUUUUCAGAUUAUACAAAGUUUCAACUGAUUGUAGGUAGAUGAUGUGUUGCUUUAAAAAGUUUGAGUCUGAUUUAAAAACUGUAUGUAUGUAUUUGGACUUUGUCCUGUAUUUUUCUACCCUCUUUCCAAGUUUGUUGCCCUAAUUAUUUGCCAACAACAAUUUUGUGCUGCAAAUUAACUCGUUUACUUUUUUGGAAUGUCAAAAUGGCUAUUAUGGGAUAGUUUGGAGAUAUCUUGAUUGUUUGGGCUGUUCCAAAAAAGAUGUCAGUACCAUCUAGAUCGAAAUUCUGGACUGUGAAAUUGUAUUUAUUUUAGUUUUAGGAAGAACAUAUUGAUACCUCAGUUCAUAAGGAGUCCACCUUCGCACGACACGGCACAAGUUAGGAUCACCCACCAUCUGGAUGUGUGGCGGUCCUCCAUAGUGCGGUUUUCAAGGAGCUUUCUUCCACGUUCUACAAAGCUGUGGAAUGAGCUUCCUUGUGCGGUGUUUCCGGUACCUUCAAAAAAAGCUCGUACACCUCCUGUGAUUCCUCUGUUGUUGCAAGAGAAUGUGGGCGGCGGUGAUCACUUAACACCAGGUGACCCGUAUGCUCGUUUGUCCUCCUAUUCCAUAAAAAAAAUAGUAACAACCCAGAAAAGCGUUCCAAAAGACAUCGACUCGAGUUUCGCUGUUUGGAACGAGAAUAUUCUAGACUUAUGAUGAAAUAUUGCUACUAAACUACAGCCAUUAACGACUUGUUUCUUUGUGAUAAUGGCGGGUUAUCGUUUAUAGGACAAUUCCUCAUACUUAUCUAAAAACUUACUGAAUUUCAGGCUAAGGUUACUUUAGACCCGAGGUAUUGGUAUCUAACAGUAGUUUGUUCGUCAUCGUAGCUAUUGUCAACUAAAAGAAGGUUAUAUAAAGUGCCUUUAUCAAGUUCUUAAUCUCAUAAAUUAUUUUUUGCAUUAUUAUGUUAUUAUUAUUAGUUUAGUGUAAUAUAGAUGGUAGAUCACAUACAUAAAAAUAUAUGUUUGCUUUGAAGUGCGUAAAUUAAUGUAAGCUUAUUUGAAAUCGUAUUGCACAUUUCAUACAUUUAAGACAAAAUAUGGAAAAAUUCCGCCAUUAAACCGGUUGCUAUAUGUUCUAUAAACAAAUAUAACUAGUUCGUAAUGUCAAUGUUCACUCAUAAUACGUUAAAAAAAAGAAAAAAGAGGCUAUUUAUCUAUUUUAUCAUUAACCAGAACAAUCAUAAUCGUUUUUAUUCAAAAUUAAAAAAUAAAUCCAAUUGUAAUAUUAAAAAAGUGGUAAACGUGUCGACAAAUCUACCUCAAAAAAUUAUUAUUAACAAUUAAAGGCGAAUUCAGACACCUCAAAUUAUUUAACCAGUAUCCGGAUAGUUGCUAUAGAAAUUAUUCUAAAUUCUAAUUCAAAUAUUUUUAUUCAAAAUAGGAUGUGACAUCACUUAUUGGAAGUCAAAAACUCUAUUUUUUAAAAAGCGAUAUAAUGGUAAUAUAUUUAGAAUAUACUUUAGGAAUCUUCAAAAUUCGAUAUUAUUGUGAAAUAUUUAAUUUUUAAAGGCCUGGAUACAUAGUUCUUUAACCACAGAGUAUAUGCUCUGUUGUCAAUUUUAGCCAUGAACAAUUAAGUACGUUCCGGCUGUAUGUAAUGAACAUUGAUAAAAAAAUAUUAAAAGUUUUUAAAUAUAUUUAAUUUUACGUAUUCUAUUAUUUUAAAGUACUGAUUAGUAGAUUUUAAUUGGAAUGCUGUCAAUACAACAAAAGGAAGCAUUUAUGUAAAUCAAAUUGAAGAGUACAACUGUAUAAUGUUAUACUAUAUUGUAUAUUUUUUAUAUUUAUUGAUUUUAUUAAGAGGUAGUGUCGCUUUUAUUGCAUUCCUUUUUAUAUUAACGCUCUGUGGAAAGUAUAAAAAUCUUUAAAAAAAUAUUUCGACUUCCCUGUACUUUAUGAAUGUUGUAUAUUAUAUGAAUGUAAAGUGUUGUAUAAAUGUAUUGGUAUAAGUAAAUUAUAUGCGGGAUUGUUAAUAUUGCAGGUGAUGUGACCCGUUGGGAUAGCUGCGAUAUAAUGUAAAGAAUCAUGAUAAUAGUUAGAAUUCAUUUUUUUAAGCUGGCAACACAAUGUAUAAAGUCUCCCCACACUUCCCGACUAUCUAACCUAUAAUUUACUGCAACCGAAGCAUUGUUUAAUUUAUUUUUGAAAUAUAAACCAUGCACAUAAUAUUAAAUUAUUACGAAAUAACAAUGCUUUGAGCAUUGUAUUUAAGUUUAAUCAUGUUUUUUUUUAGAUGUGACAACACAAAGUAAAUAAAAAAACUGGCAAUUUAAUUAGCUUUGGUUGCUAUGGAAAUUGUUUUGAAAAAAAAACAUUUCCACUGUAUAAAAUGAUUGUCUACAAUAUCAAUGUAAAUAUAAUAAAAUGAUUUGUGAUUUGUAAACACGAAGCUUUCUCACACAAUUUAUAUUUCGGUCCAAUUUUUGUAAUAAUAAUUAGUGUGUACAAAUUUUCACCAUUACUUUUACUGUACCUAUGUGUUUUCGUAUACUAUACAGUAAUGCAUAUUUUACUUAUUGUAUGUAGUUAAACUAUGUAAAAUAAAUUAUAUGAAAAACAG